This is a messenger RNA of Musa acuminata AAA Group (dessert banana), 994 nucleotides long. RefSeq names its product protein OXIDATIVE STRESS 3 LIKE 4. Lineage: Eukaryota; Viridiplantae; Streptophyta; Magnoliopsida; Zingiberales; Musaceae. Bases 236 to 913 code for a protein of 225 amino acids. The transcript is spliced from 2 exons. The record is from RefSeq and is a predicted model, not a curated record.
AUUUCUUUAUAUGCUCUCUCCUCUUCUCUCUGUCGCUUCUCUUUUCAUCUCUUGGGGACACCAACCACCAAAGAUUUAGCACAAGGAAACGCCCAGCUGAGUUGGGAUCUUGGAGUAGCUUGCUUUCUGUCUGGCUCCCUCGCCGCCGAUCCGGCGAUUGAUGACGACAGCGUCGCCGGGGCUCAACAGAAGGCUCUAGAGAGGAGGAGGAGGAGGAAAGAACAGGAAGGAGCGGAUGUCUUCCCUCUUGCUGUCCAACGUGCUGCGGUACCACCGCGGCGAGCAGCAGGAGAAAGUGGAGGAGGAAGGAAAGGCGGUGGGGAAGAGUAAUGGGUUCCGUUUGGGUAGCAGAGAAGAGGCGGAGGCGUCGUCGGACAGCUCCUCCAUCGGCGCCGCCUCAACUUUGUCGUCGGACAGGAACGGCUCAGACCAUGGCGGCGAGGAGGACGAGGAAGAGGUGGAGAGCAAGAGAAAAGAUGGGGCUUUGGGGUCCUUGGAUUCCUUGGAAGACUCACUUCCCAUAAAGCGAGGGUUAUCCAACUUCUUCUCGGGGAAGUCCAAAUCCUUCGCGAGCUUGUCAGAUGUGGUCAACGCGAGCACAAACGACAUCGUGAAGCCCGAAAACCCCUUCAACAAGCGCAGGAGGGUCCUGAUGAUGAGCAAGAUGAGGCGAGCCUCCUGCAGCUCCCUCGUCUGCCCACCAUUGCCACCACUCUCGGCCCCAGCUCACACUGUAGCGGAAGCAGACGAGGAGGAAGAGGAGGAAGAAGACGAAGAAAAGGAGAAACACGGUGGAAGAUCACCUCCCUCCAUGGGUCCCUUUCCCCGCCAUGGCAACAGCAGCAGCAUGAGGAGGAACAAGGCUUUCAGGUCUCCGAGAUCCUUCUCCCUCUCUGAUCUCCAACAUGUCUAACUGUAUGUAGUAAAUCAAACUCGAAGAAAUGGUACAUGUUAUUAAUGGAGAUUAAUAUAUUAAAUAGCUUUACAUGAUUUA